Messenger RNA from Diatraea saccharalis (sugarcane borer), 2064 nucleotides. The record is from the annotation of a GenBank genome assembly. Lineage: Eukaryota; Metazoa; Arthropoda; Insecta; Lepidoptera; Crambidae.
AAAAGGAAAAAAAAAGAACAAAAACUACGAAUGAAAAGUGAUUUCGGAGAGAAAAAUUGAAGCCUUUUCAUGUGAUUUUGUGAAUUUGUGUUUGUGAAAAAUUCAUCGUAGACUGUGUUUGUAUAGUGUUUUUGGUGCAAAGUUCCCAAAAAAACGUACCGCUUGGUAGUAAUAUGAGUAAUGUUACCAACCAAAAUGGAACAGGUCUAGAGCAGCAGCUUGCUGGUCUGGACUUGCAGCCUCAGGCUCCUAAGAGUGCUGGCCGCUACAUCCCCCCUCAUCUGCGUAGGCAGUUGCAGGCCAACACCAAUCAAGGUCGUGAUCCGGGGUAUCAAAAUGGAGACUCAGAUCGCUGGUCUGAAUCUGAGGGUGGGGGCAGCAGGUGGAGCGAACGAUCGGAUCGCGGCGGGAGCGGAAGACCCCGCGAGCGGGAACGACGUGAAGAGGAAUUCACCGAGCCGCCGCAGCCGCGCAAUGACCGUUGGAAGGAGCCGGAGCCGCGUGUCGAGGAACGCAGUAAUACUCGCUGGGCGUCUGAUGACGUGCGUCGCACGAGCACCCGUGGUAGGGACGAGAAUGACUGGACGAUCCCGUUACCUCGCGACGAGCGGCAGGAGUUGGAGCUGUUUGGCACUGGCAACACGGGCAUCAACUUCUCCAAAUACGAGGAUAUACCGGUUGAGGCCAGCGGCGACCGCGUACCGGACUUUAUUACCAGCUUCGAGCAGGUUAACCUGACGGAAUUAAUGCGCACGAAUAUCGCACUCGCUCGGUAUGACAAACCGACGCCUGUGCAGAAGUACGCGAUCCCCAUUGUGUUGGGCCGCAGGGACGUGAUGGCGUGCGCCCAGACCGGCUCGGGCAAGACGGCCGCUUUCCUUGUGCCCAUACUCAACCAGAUGUACGAAGCUGGACCUGUCAAGAUGGGGCCCUAUAAUAGACGCAAACAGUACCCCCUUGGGUUGGUGUUGGCUCCUACUCGAGAACUCGCAACCCAGAUAUAUGAUGAGGCUAGAAAGUUCGCCUAUCGCUCCCGUGUUCGACCCUGUGUCGUUUACGGCGGCUCCCCAAUACACGAACAAUUCCGCGAACUGGAACGCGGCUGCCACCUGCUAGUUGCGACGCCCGGUCGCCUAGUGGACCAUUUGGCCCGCGGCCGCGUGGCACUGGACCAUUGUCGUCACUUGGUACUAGACGAGGCCGAUCGGAUGCUGGACAUGGGUUUCGAGCCGCAGAUCCGAAAGAUCGUCGAGUGUUACACUAUGCCGAAGACGGGCGAGCGGCAGACACUCAUGUUCUCCGCUACCUUCCCCAAGCAGAUACAAGUGUUGGCGCAGGAUUUCCUGCAUAAUUACGUGUUUUUGGCCGUUGGACGUGUCGGCUCCACUUCUGAGAAUAUCACACAAAAGGUUGUGUGGGUGGAAGAAAUGGACAAACGUUCAUUCUUAUUGGAUCUUCUAAAUGCUUCCAAUCUCCUUCAGCGCUCUAGUCCCGAAGAGGACCAACUUAUACUUGUCUUUGUUGAGACAAGAAAGGGCGCUGACCAGUUGGAAGAGUACCUGGACACGCAAGGUUACCCAGUGACGUCGAUCCACGGCGACCGUACACAGCGCGAGCGAGAAGAAGCACUACGCCGCUUCCGCUCGGGACAAACGCCCAUACUUGUGGCAACGGCUGUUGCUGCUAGAGGUCUGGACAUUCCUCACGUUCGGCACGUAAUAAAUUUCGAUUUGCCUUCGGACGUGGAGGAGUAUGUGCACCGUAUCGGUCGUACCGGACGUAUGGGCAAUCUGGGCGUUGCCACGUCAUUCUUCAACGAUACCAAUCGCGGCCUCGCCAGAGAUCUAGUUGAGCUGCUCGUCGAAGCCAAACAAGAUGUGCCCAAGUGAGUACUAUGCACUCGAACAUAAUAGGCCUGUGUAAAAAAAAAAUUGUCUUUUUUCACUUAAACUCAAAAUUUCUCAGAUAAUAUAUAUUAAAAGUUAUGGCGUGUAGAAUAUAGAAAUUAUGCAAAGGUCUUGAAAUAUUUCAACUAAAUGUAAUGCCGUUAUUUAUUGAUUACGC